Molecule: messenger RNA, 1203 nt
Organism: Marasmius oreades (fairy-ring Marasmius)
Lineage: Eukaryota; Fungi; Basidiomycota; Agaricomycetes; Agaricales; Marasmiaceae
Exons: 2
Coding region: 1-1203 (400 amino acids)
Biological process (GO): regulation of DNA-templated transcription
Molecular function (GO): DNA-binding transcription factor activity, RNA polymerase II-specific; zinc ion binding
Source: RefSeq, a predicted model, not a curated record
AUGAGAUAUCCCUCUUCUUCCUCUACCACCAUGCUCCAAGCUCCUGUUGCAGAACAGUCAGAGUCCCAUUCUCCUUCCCCUUCUCCGGUCGGUAGCACCAACUCUGCUGGAGAAAACACCUUUCCCGAUGACUCAAAAAUCCCAUACCUAGUGACCGCUGCACGGUGCAGAACACCUGUCGCGUGCGAUAAAUGUAGAGAGCGGAAAACAAAGUGUUCUGGCGAAAAACCGGUCUGUGACAGAUGUUCGUCCAGAGGUCUCAUAUGCAUCUACGCGAGUCGGGACGCCAAGCGUCGAGUACAUUCGCAGACACCUGGCCCGUCUUCACGACACGCUCGUGGCUCUAGUGCAAAGGGUAGACUGUGCAUCGCGAUGCCAGACAAUGUGACCGAUUCUGUCUCGUCCACCACAGCUUCAAACUCUAGCCACCACCAUCCAUUACCUCCAUCUCAUACCCCGUCGAGCUCCGAAGAAUUCUCACCUUUGUGCUAUUCUUCCUUGACACCUCUUAAUCUACUACGACACCGCAUCCGCCGUGCGUAUCCGACAGGAUUCCAUCCAUCCGUGGGUUCCCUCAUUGGAGGAGUUGGUCACAAUAACGGCUUUUUCUCAAAUGCCUCCACGCAACCUCCGUCGUAUCACAACUCCACUUACAAUGCACCAGAGAGCGAGUACCACCCUGCCAAGCGAUCCAAUUCUUCAGAAUCGGGAGGCGACUCUUCGCUGGGAAGUGCACCUCGCACGCCUCCAGACGGCUCGCCGCUAGCAUCGAGUGGACUGGAGACCAUGUCGAAUUCUCUUUCCUAUCCACCUACGUACAUCGGCAUACAUCACCCAUCUCCUUUCCAUCUCGUACGCUCGAGCGAGUGGUAUCUUGACCCUCAACCUCACUCGUACUUUGGCACGGGUAGUACUAACAAUUUCCUGUCAGAGUUGUUAUCUCCUGCCCCCGCUUUUCCCUCUCAAGCCGCACAGUACGAUCGAGCUGCCAGUGAUCACACCAUGUCAGGACCACCACAUCAGAAAAUUGGGUUAGACUCUCCCAACUUCUAUAGCUACGCCGUGUCUAACAGUGACGUUAUGGUUGGAGCUGUACCAUCGUCGCUCUGGCCGAAAGCUGCCAGGACUUCCUCGGUCACUUCACCACGGGACAAGGUGGCAUUCGAUCAGGGGUCGCUACAAGGAGGGUCGCUGCACUUGUAA